Messenger RNA from Tremella mesenterica DSM 1558, 1666 nucleotides. RefSeq lists its product as uncharacterized. Bases 77 to 1588 code for a protein of 503 amino acids. The transcript is spliced from 5 exons. The record is from RefSeq and is a predicted model, not a curated record. Gene Ontology annotation, molecular function: pyridoxal phosphate binding; cysteine desulfurase activity. Gene Ontology annotation, cellular component: nucleus; cytosol; mitochondrion. Gene Ontology annotation, biological process: [2Fe-2S] cluster assembly. NCBI's taxonomy places the organism in Eukaryota, Fungi, Basidiomycota, Tremellomycetes, Tremellales, Tremellaceae.
CUCCAUCUUUCAAUUCUCAUAGCUCUUUCGGACUAUAUACACAACAAGCAAGAAUACCAACAACGUCACUCGCAAGAUGCACGCAGUCAGACCUUUUCUGCGUAGUGGCGCAUUACUCCGAUCCAAACGAAAUGCAAUCUUCGUCAUGAACCAUAGAAACCUCACUACUCCUUCGUCUCCCAUCAGAGCUAGUGUAAGUAAUGUCAUGGUCGAUCAGACUGGACCUGGUGAGGUCAGAGAGGAUCCAGGUGAAGGACAUGAGGGUGAUACGGUGGCGGGAAAAAAUGAAAGUGGGGAAGAAAUGUUCGGUUUCAAACUCAAUCCCGUAUCCACAAAAACCGGUGGUCAUGCGAAAUCAGAAGGUCGACCCAUAUACCUAGAUAUGCAAGCUACCACACCAAUGGACCCUCGAGUCCUCGAUCGUAUGCUACCUUUCCUCACUGAACAAUUCGGUAAUCCUCAUUCUAGAACUCACGCUUAUGGUUGGGAAGCUGAGAGUGGGGUCGACGAAGCUCGACAACAUGUAGCUUCUUUGGUCGGUGCGCAAAGUAAAGAUAUAGUUUUUACAAGUGGAGCUACGGAGAGUAAUAAUUUGCUCAUCAAGGGGAUUGCGAAGUUUCAUCAGGCCAAGAGAAAACAUAUUAUCACUACGCAGACUGAACACAAAUGCGUACUUGACUCCUGUCGAUAUCUUCAAACACAAGGAUUCGAAGUGACUUAUCUCCCUGUCCUUCCUAACGGUCUCAUCUCCCUUUCAGAACUUCGCGCUGCUUUACGCCCGGACACCUCCCUCGUUUCCAUCAUGACAGUCAACAAUGAAAUAGGUGUGAUUCAACCUAUCAAAGAAAUCUCCGACACUUUGAAAUCUUGGGCAAAAGAAAACAAACAACAAAAACCUUUUCUCCACACCGAUGCUGCACAAGCGGUAGGUAAAAUCCCAAUCGAUGUGGAAGAAAUGGGAAUAGACGCAAUGUCUAUAUCAGGUCAUAAGAUAUACGGACCUAAAGGUAUAGGUGCAGCUUAUGUUCGUCGUCGACCUAGAGUACGGUUAGAACCUCUCAUACAUGGUGGUGGACAGGAAAGAGGGUUGAGAAGUGGGACUGUACCUGCUCCACUUGUGGUGGGAUUGGGUGAGGCUUGUAGGUUGGCAAAGGAAGAAAUGGGUAGAGAUCAUGAGAGGAUCAAGAAAUUAUCGGAUAGGUUAGUGGAAGGUAUAACAAGUCAAGUGGAACAUAUCGUAAGGAAUGGGGAUCCGAAUGGAUAUCCUGGUUGUGUCAAUUUAUCUUUUGCCUAUGUGGAAGGAGAAUCUUUACUUAUGGCUUUGAAGGACAUCGCACUUUCUUCCGGAUCUGCCUGUACAUCCGCCUCUCUCGAACCUUCAUACGUAUUACGAGCCCUCGGAGCGGCGGAAGAUAUGGCACAUUCGUCCCUUCGUUUCGGCCUUGGAAGAUUCACAACCGAAGCAGAGAUAGAAUUGGUCAUUACGAGAAUAGUGGGUGUUGUGAAUAGGUUAAGGGAGAUGAGUCCACUUUGGGAGAUGGUUCAAGAAGGUAUUGAUAUUAGUAAGAUUGAAUGGAGUCAACAUUGAUCCUCAUCUUGUCACCUUUUUCAAGUAAAUUUUGUAGCAGUCUAAGGGUACAGAGUCAUGCAUCAGUCGUAUCGUUAU